Molecule: messenger RNA, 4272 nt
Organism: Heterotrigona itama
Lineage: Eukaryota; Metazoa; Arthropoda; Insecta; Hymenoptera; Apidae
Source: the annotation of a GenBank genome assembly
AAUUACGCAACAAUAUUUAUAUAAUACAUAUUAAUCAUUACAAUUAAUUAUUUCAGGCAAUGAGAUAGAAAUCAGGUAUUGCAGAAUUUUUUGAAAUAUACUGAUCAAAAUACUGAGAUGAUCAAGAACGGUUACACAUGCGAAAAUGGAUAAAGAUCAGAGGAAAGAAGUGAAAAAUCCGCGUCAAAACGCCAAUGUACUGUCCAUUCUUACAUUUUGGUGGACCCUCAAGCUGUUGAUCGUCGGCUACAAGAAAGAAUUGGAAGAGGAAGACUUGUAUUCGCCGUUACGAGAAGACAGGAGCAGCUAUCUGGGCCAGCAAAUCGUGGCGAAUUGGGAGAACGAGGUGAAACGAUGCGAGAAGAAGAAAGGCAAAUUGAAGCCAAGCUUGUUUAGGGUAUUCUACAAAUGCUUCGGUAAAACAGUCAUGCUCACUGGACUAGGCUUAUUCGUUCUAGAAUUCGUUAUACGUAUCGCGAAUCCGUUCUUCCUCGCAGGAUUGCUACGUUAUUUCUCAGGAAACAGGCAAGACAGGGGUUAUAAUAUAUACUAUUACGCCACGGGAUUCUGUCUUUUGCCAUUCGUCGACGCUCUGAUUAUCCAUUGGGCCUUACAGACGCUCACGCACGUGGGGAUGAAAGUUCGAGUGGCUUCUUGCGCUUUGAUUUACAGAAAGAUGCUUAAACUGUGCAAUUCCGUCUUUGAAAAUGAAACAUCUGCUGGACAGAUGGUGAACUUUUUAAGCAACGACGUUAAUAGGCUCGAUUACUUUGUCUUUAGUAUUCAUUAUUUAUGGAUUGGUCCGCUUCAAAUUGUUGUAAUAGCGUAUCUCACAUAUCGCGAGAUUGGAUUCGGUGCAAUCAUAGGAAUGACAACGUUCCUAUUGUGUAUUCCAUUACAGAUGUAUUUUGGGAAGAAGGUGUCACGUUUGACACUCGGAUCGGCUCAAAAGACUGACGACAGGCUGAGAUUGAUGAAUCAGAUCAUUGCCGGUGUAGAGAUCAUUAAAAUGUACGUUUGGGAAGUGCCGUACUCGUUGCUUGUCGAAAAGGCUAGACGGAAAGAAGUGAACGUGAUAAAAAAGUAUUCGAUCAUUGAACAAUUUGGCUUGACGUUCGACAUCUACGUUCCGCGAGUCAGUUUAUUUAUCGCCAUAUUAACAUACGUUUUAACUGGAAACAAUAUCAAUGCUGAGAAGGUGUUUAUGAUGUCAGCAUUCUGCACUAUUUUAGGAAGUUCUAUGACCAUUGGUUUCGCUUUAAGUGUUCAUCAACUGGCAGAAGCGUUGGUGUCUGUCAAACGACUGGAGAUAUUCAUGAUGUACCCUGAAGUCUCCACGUCACAGAAGAUUCCGACCGAAGAGGCCACGCAAUCUGUUCCUAUUUAUUUGAAAGACGUCACUGCCAAGUGGGACGAGUCCAGAGACAGCGACACGUUGCAAAACAUCAACUUGAAAGUAGAAGCCGGCAGUUUUAUAGCGGUGAUCGGUCAGAUAGGCUCUGGAAAGAGCAGCCUGUUGCAAAUGAUACUUCGCGAACUGUCCUUGAAAGAGGGGAUUCUAGAGACCAGCGGGCGAAUAAGCUUCGCCGACCAACGACCGUGGAUAUUCGCUUCCUCCAUCAGGCAGAACAUUCUCUUCGGCCAUCCGAUGAACGAAGCUCGUUACAACGAGGUGAUUCGCGUCUGUCAAUUGACGCGCGACAUCGACUUGUUUACGCAUAAAGACAGAACCAUGGUCGGGGAGAGGGGGAUCAAUUUAAGCGGCGGUCAACGAGCACGGAUCAACUUGGCGCGAGCGUUGUACACCGACGCCGACAUUUACCUCUUGGACGAUCCUUUGUCAGCGGUCGACACGCACGUCGGCAGUCGUAUCGUCGACCAAUGCAUAUGCGGCUUCCUCAAGGAGAAGACCAGGAUCCUGGUCACCCACCAGAUACAGUACCUGAAGGCUGCUGAUCAGAUAAUCGUCAUGAACAACGGUAGCAUCCAAGCGAGAGGCAGCUUCGAAGAGUUGCAAAGCAUGAACCUAGACUUCAUGAAGAUCUUCCAAGAGAUCGAGGAUAAGAAAGAGUCUAACGAGGCUAAAGUGAACAAGGAGAAGAGGCGAACGAUGGACGAGACGAAGAAAGAAGAGGACCCGGUCAAGGAAGAGGAGCCUGUCGACGUGGCGGAAACCAGAUCGAGGGGGAGAAUGUCCAGUAAGGUUUUCCUUGCCUAUUGCAAAGCGAGUAAAAACGUGUUCCUGCUUUUCCUGACGGCGUUGCUGUUUGUACUGAGUCAAUCGAUGGCCAACGGCAGCGACUUCCUCCUCACAUUCUGGGUGAACACAGAAAUGGCGUCGUGGGUGGCGAGUGAAAAUGGCACGAUGGAUUUCCAAUGGAAAGGAUCGCUGUCUCGCCAGAGUAUCAUUUAUUUUUAUAGCGGCAUAACGGUGUCUAUCGUCAGUAUCUAUAUUAUACAAACGUUCGUGUACUACACGGUCUGCAUGCGGGCCUCGAAGAAUCUCCACACGCAGAUGUUCCGUAGUAUCGUACGAGCUGUGAUGUACUUUUACAACACGAAUCCUGCUGGUCGGAUACUGAACAGGUUUUCCAAAGACAUCGGUAUCAUCGACAAGAAACUGCCUUUUACCAUGUUCGAUGUUAUCGUAAUGUUCUUAAGCUUCACGGGAACGAUAGUGAUUCUUACCACGGUGAAUGCGUGGCUGUUGAUACCAACAAGCUUCGUCAUCGUCCUUUUCUACUACAUUAGAGUCGUGUACAUAACAACUAGUCGCGCUGUCAAACGAAUGGAGGGUACAACCCGUUCACCGGUGUUCGACCACGUGGGCGCAACGCUGCAAGGUCUAGCGACAAUCAGAGCGUUCAAAGCCGAGAAGAUAGUAACGGAGGACUUCGACAACCGUCAGGAUCUUCACACAUCAACGUGGUUCAUAUUCGUUUCUCUUUCACGAGCUUUCGGCCUCUACAUCGAGAUAUUCUGCUUGGUCUACGUGGCGGUGAUUGUGAUCAUGUUUUUGGUGUUCGACGAUCUCGCCAUCGCCGGAGACAUUGGCCUGGUGAUCACGCAGGUGACCGGGGUCAUUGGAAUUUUGCAAUGGGGCAUGAGGCAGACCGGUGAACUGGAGAAUCAAAUGACGUCUAUCGAAAGGGUGCUGGAGUACAGUAACUUGGAGGAAGAACCGUUUCUGGACAGUAUACCGGAGAAGAAACCGCCGGAAGAAUGGCCCACGAAAGGUCUCGUCGAGUUCAAAAACGUUCGAUUGAAGUACGGGCCUAAGAGUGCUUACGCUUUGAACGGCAUCACUUUCGCGAUAAUGCCCAAGGAGAAAGUGGGAGUUGUCGGGAGGACCGGUGCUGGCAAAACGUCUCUAAUUAGCGCCCUCUUCCGGCUGGCAUACAUAGAAGGGGAAAUUAUCAUCGAUGGUAUAGCCACUGACAAAAUUGCGUUGCACGACUUCCGUUCGAAGAUCAGUAUUAUACCUCAGGAACCAGUUUUGUUCGGUGGCAGCCUCCGACGCAACCUGGAUCCUUUCGAGGAAUAUUCCGACAGUGUUUUAUGGACAGCGUUGCAGGAAUUAGAGUUGAAAGAAACGAUCGCAGAAAUGGCGGCCGGCUUGAACAGCAAAGUGUCGGAGGAAGGGUCGAAUUUUAGCGUCGGCCAACGUCAAUUGUUGUGCCUUGUUCGAGCGCUCGUCAGAAAUAACAAGAUCAUGGUGCUCGACGAGGCCACUGCUAACGUUGAUCCGCAAACCGAUUCGCUGAUUCAACAGACCGUCAGGAAGAAAUUUAUGGAUUGCACUGUAAUCACCAUAGCGCAUAGGUUAAAUACCAUAAUGGACAGUGAUAAGAUACUUGUGAUGGACCAGGGUUGCCUAGUAGAAUACGAUCAUCCGUACGUGUUAUUGCAAAAGAAAGGACAUUUUUACAGUAUGGUGCAACAAACGGGGGCUGCGAUGGCGAAUACUCUGUCAGAAGUGGCAAAGGACUGCUUCUAUAAGAACAACGAAGCGUCGUCUUGAUAAUGGCCGAAAUUUAGAAACGUCCUAGUUGUACGCUGUUCCAAAGAAAGUCUUUUUCUACGUCUAAUUUAUAUUUUACUAUUCCAAACUGAACUUCUAACUUUCUCUGCCAAGUGCGCUGGUGUGUUCGACGAUACAAAUUCUGAAAGUACGGUGCUUACAGAGAUUAUUACGUACCUAUUAUUUAGUCUAUGAAGUAAUGACGAUCUUUUGUAUCGAAAGUAUAAUUUCAAUAAAAUUUCACAAGAAUA